ACUCUCACUCCUAGAUGCAGACGAUCAACAUGGCUGCUCCUGGCUGCAGAGGGACCACACUCCUCAAGACCCUCCUGAGCCACUACAGGACCCCGGGACCGAGUCGGACCAGGUUUCUGUCUUCCUGUCCGGGCACAUGGAGCUCCGAGCUGUCCCGGCUGUCCCACCGGGAUCUGCACCGGCUCUCAGUGACUGAUCCGGAUCAGUUCUGGGGCUCCGCCGCCGCGGACAGACUCCGCUGGGUCGAACCGUUCCACCGGGUCCGGGACUGCGAGCUCCGCAGCGGGAGGAUCAGCUGGUUCCUGGGAGGGAAGCUCAACGUGUCCGUGAACUGUCUGGACGUCCAUGUUGAGAGACAUCCGGACCGAGUGGCCCUGAUCUGGGAGCGAGACGAGCCUGGCACUGAGCUGAAGGUCACCUACAGAGAGCUGCUGGAGACAACCUGUCGCCUCGCCAACACCCUGAAGAGCCAUGGGAUCCAGAAAGGGGACCGGGUAGCCAUUUACAUGCCGGUGUCACCGCUGGCAGUGGCGGCCAUGUUGGCGUGUGCACGUAUUGGGGCAGUGCACACGGUGGUGUUUGCAGGCUUCAGCUCAGAGGCUCUGGCAGGCAGGAUCCAGGACGCUCAGUGUAAAGCCGUGGUCACCUGUAAUGAAGGUGUGCGUGGCGGGCGGCGUAUCCCUCUUAAGCAGACGGUGGACGCAGCGGUGAAAAGCUGCCCGACGGUCCAACACGUGUUCGUGUCUCAGAGGACGGACACGCCAGCUGUCAUGGGAGAUCUGGACGUCGCCUUGGAAGAGGAGAUGUCCCGUCAGCUGUCCGUCUGUCCUGCCGAGCCUCUGGACAGUGAAGACCUGCUGUUUCUUCUCUACACGUCGGGCAGCACGGGGAAACCUAAAGGCAUCGUCCACACACAGGCUGGAUACCUGCUCUACGCCUCUCUCACACACCAGUACGUGUUCGACUAUCAGGACGGGGACGUGUUUGGCUGCAUGGCCGACGUGGGCUGGAUCACAGGACACAGUUAUGUUGUGUACGGUCCGCUCUGUAACGGAGCCACCACGGUCCUAUUUGAGAGCACACCUGUUUACCCCGACCCAGGCAGGUACUGGGAGACAGUGGAGCGUCUGAGGAUCACUCAGUUUUAUGGCGCUCCUACAGCUCUGCGUCUGCUGCUGAAGUACGACGAGAGCUGGGUGAAGAAGUUCGACCGCUCGUCUCUGAGGACACUCGGCUCAGUUGGCGAGCCCAUCAAUCACGAGGCCUGGCACUGGUUCCACGAUGUGGUUGGAGAUGGACGAUGUCCUCUGGUGGACACCUGGUGGCAGACAGAGACCGGAGGAGUCUGUAUCGCCCCUCGUCCUGCAGAGGAAGGAGCGCCCAUCAUUCCAGCAAUGGCCAUGAGACCGUUUUUUGGCAUCCAGCCGGUUCUCAUGGGAGAGAAGGGUGAGCCUCUGUCUGGUAACUCUGUCAGUGGAGCUCUGUGUAUCAGCCAGCCGUGGCCGGGGAUGGCUCGAGGCAUCUACGGAGACCAGCAGAGAUUCAUUGAUGCGUAUUUCAAACCUUAUCCAGGUUGUUAUUUUACUGGUGAUGGAGCAUACCGCUCAGAGGACGGGUACUACCAGAUAACCGGGCGGAUGGACGAUGUCAUCAACGUCAGCGGGCAUCGUCUCGGGACGGCUGAGAUCGAGGACGCUCUGGAUGAACACCCGGCUGUCCCAGAGACUGCUGUGAUCGGUUUCCCUCACGACGUCAAAGGAGAAGUACCGUUUGCCUUUGUGGUUUUGAAGGAGGAGUUCUCUGAUAACCCCCCCGCCGUCCUGCAGGACCUCAGAGAGCUGGUCGCCACAAAGAUCGCCAAAUACGCCGUCCCUGAGCACUUCCUGGUGGUGAAGCGGCUGCCGAAGACCCGCUCUGGGAAGAUCAUGAGGCGGAUCCUCAGGAAGGUCGCCAUGGAGUCAACCGGGGACCUCGGUGAUGUGUCCACCCUGGAUGAUCCGUCCGUGGUCAAAGAGAUCAUCGAGGCCCACGAGCUCUACAGGAAGCAGAGAGGAACACAGUAGAAGAAGAAGCUGUGGCCUGGAGGAGGGACUUCCUGUCCCUGUUAACUGUUUUAAAACACAGGGGGGAAGUGGGCGGGGCCAAGCAGAUCCAGGUGAUAUCAUCAUUUCUCAGGUGGACUCGGAGCUUAUCAGAGCGACAGAGACAUUCAGGUGAUAAUGCUUCAACCCCACACAUCCCAACUGUUGACUGUUAUAUAAUAAAGAUGGACAACACGCCUCCACCUGUUCUUCAAAAGUGAAGCCAAAACUGGCCCACCACGGUCUCUGACAUACUGCAGCAGUGACCUGAUCAGGGCCUCUGUCUGCGCAUCAGCUGGUGUAGUCAUGCUGCCUCAGUCCUCAGGUGGGUCCAGUCCUCAGGUGGGUCCAGUCCACAGGUGGGACUAGUCCUUAGGUGGGUCCACGGUGUCACAGGUUCUUGUGUGGGAUUGAAGCAGACUCUCACAGUUAUGGUGCGUUCAAAGACUCUUGUGUUAGUGUUUGUUACGUCUCCUCUCACCGUUCCUCCUCUACUCUGAUAAUCCGGAGCACACAGCCCUGCAGGAGCCUCAUUGGUCCACACAGCUGUCAAUCAUGAUGUCACAUUUCCUCUUUUAAUAUCAUUAAUAACUAAUUCAAAAUAAACAGAAACAUGAACACUGAGAGAUAAAUCAGCAUGAUAAGAACUAACUAUAAUGACAGAAACCGAUGACUCCUUCUCCCUAAAGCAGACCGUUUUAUCCAGUUUAGUGUCAAAGUGAACGCUGAUCAAGACCACAUCUGGGACACCUCACGACCUCGCUACGGUCAGCUCAGCAUGUUCGACCUUUCUGCCUUCCUUCUAUGAUGUGCCUUCUUCAAUGUGUCAGCGCUGUGACCACGUCACGUUUCCUCACUACAGAUGGCUGUGAGCCUGAGUUCAGGGCAUUAACUAUCCACUCACACACGGCUGGACUGUAGCAGAGUCACGUGUAGUCAGACAGCCAAUAGAGAGGCUCGCUUUAGCUGGAAGCCAUGUUUAAUUUUAGGUGUUGGAUCGAAAACACACACACUAAGGGCCUGAUCUACUAAAGGUUUGCGUGUAUAAAAACAUGUGCAAACUUGAUAGCGCGCGCAAAUCUGAUGUACUAACAGGGAGCACCGAGGAUUGCGUCUGUCAAAUGAGCAAAAUAGCACUCGCUAUCCAUUUAGCGUGUUUGCCUUCAUGAAUAUGCAGAAUACAUGUAGAUCAUCAGAACACACAAAAUACUGGGAGGAGGAGAUGCAAGUGUAAUCAUUUAGCACACGCAAUGUGAUUUAUCAAACCUGAAACAGAUAUAUUGCUGUAUUUGCGACUUUAUUUAGCACGUUUGAAAGGCAGGUGCAAACUGGCACAGCGUUACGCACACAUGGCUGCGGUCACUGUAACGCUAAUCAUAACAUCGCUUUACAACAUGCCCGCAAAAGCUGGGCUAACAAGUAUUACUAAAUGUUUUAGUCAAUCAAACCAAGAGAACAAAAUAAUAAUAAUAAUAAUAAAACAACACAAAUUCAAAGCAGUUCAGCACCACGGAUAGCGGCCGUAUCAUUCUGACACCCACUUUAACUUUUUCAUAUAAUGAGAGCACAGUAGGUCACUGUAUCAACAGAUAUACAGUUUAGUCAAAUUGGCACAGCGGCCCACAUCUUCACAUACAAACAAAAAAUCAAUAUGAAGUACUCGGCCUACUCACCACUGUUUGGACGAGCCUUAAGCUCCGCGGACUUGUCCACGAUGCACUGUAUGUCCAUUUUCUUUGAUCUGUCAUUCUCAAUAGAUAACAUGACAUGUCCACUCAGUCUCUCCUGUCCCAUCGUGCUCAUCAAGGGGUUUUUAGUUAGUUUUAACUUGGAGAAUGAGCGCUCACUGAGCUGCGCCAGGCAGCUCUGCGUAACUCCUCAUCUCGUGCUUGCAGCAGUGUGUUGGGGUGAAUUGCCUCAAACAUGUUCACAGUUCCAUUUAAGCUGGUGAAUCUUUGGGACAGUUGCUGGAUGAUGAUAUCAGGCAUUAAAAACGUUCACCCGAAAGUUGCUCCCUGGGACAGUGAGGCGACUGUCUUCAUCCAAGUGACGCCUAACUUUUCUAGAGCAAGAGUGGCAGACUAAGCCUCAUCAAAUCGCUCUCUAAACUCCAUCAAAACACUGAUUGCGUUUUGGAGAAGAGUAGAUGUGUUUAUUUCAUCUGCAGAUCUUUUGUUUUUUCUCACAUCAUUCACCUUUUCACAGAUGGCCUCCCAAAUCACGUUUCUAACGCUGAGAUGUCUCUGCUGGAGUUCACUGAUGUGUUUAUUUCCCUCCUCCACAAAGACUUCCAACUCCAUGUCUUCAAACUUCAUUUAUCGCUUAAGACCACUCUGCUCUCUCAAACUCUCCAUGGUGACAGCCGAUAGCACACGCAAAAUCCUCGUAAAAUAGGGCGGUCCACACCACUUUUGCACUCGUUAUCAUUUGCGCACGCAGUCUUAGUAGAUCACCCGCAACACGCCCAGAAAUAACACGUGCAAAAUUAUUAUUUGCACACGCAAAUUAGCGCUCGUUAUUUGGGAUCUUAGUAGAUCAGGCCCUAAGUGUCUUAUUCUCUCCAGCUUCACAAAGUGAAGAAUGUCCUUCAUCCACAACAUAUGGGAAGGAGGUGUGGGGGAUUUUACGUAUUUGCAGAUCUGUUUACAUGUCUAUGAAUCUGUGUUCACAUUUGUGGAUCAACUUUAGAUUUGCAACAAUAAUAGCUCCAUAGUUUUCAUCUAAACAAAGCCUUUGAGUUGCUGACUGUCAUCCCAGCCGCUUCACACUCAGCUGCAAACCGCCCCGUGCCUGCUGGAAGCCCCAGCCACAAGGAGCCAACAGAAGCACACCAUCUGCAUAGAGCAGAGGUGGACUUUGGGACAGAGAGCACGUUUUAGACACUUUUAUCUGAUGUGUGUUUUGAUGUUAUUGUUUGACUCAUGUCCCAUCUGUUAACAUGGAGGAGCCUGGUUUUAUGACCUUAACUUCAGCCAGCCACGAGGGGGAAUGCUUCAAAGUUUUGGCUUCACUUUUGGAAGGCAGUCGUGUUGUCCAACUUUUGAUGUGGUCUCUGGUCAGAAAAAUGGACGCCACACAAAGCUCUUGCAUAUUUGGUGAGAUUACAGCAGAUGGUUAAACAGAGGAGGACCCAGAUCAAUCAAUCUUUUUUUAUAAAGCACCAAAUCCCAACAAAUGUUCUCCUCAGAAUCUUUCCAAACAGAGCAGGUCUAGACCGUACUCUAUGUUCUGUUAACAAAGACCCAACAUCAAGACAGGAUCAGAUCCAGUCCCAUUUUACAGACAGGACUCAGUCUGAUCUCAUCUUAAUCCACCAUGAGCAGAGCACUUUGCAGCAUUUAGUAAGUUACAGUGGCAAGGACAAACUUCCUUUAACAGGCAGAAACCUCCUACAGGAGGGGUCAGAUCAGCAGACUCACACCACCUGCACCUGUAGACAUCAAACACAGCUCACCUGGAUGGAAACAAUGAGAUGCUACAAACUUUGACUGCUUUGUUGUGCUCCUCUGGGACAGAGCUCUUCUUCCUGAGUGCAGUGGAUCACAGCAGGAAAUGUAGUUUCAUCACCUUAAGAGCUUCCUGUGGUUCCCCAUAAUCCUCUCCUCCUUGUUUUCUCACUGAAUGUAAAAACACAUUAAUACUGUUGAACAUGUCAGUGUGAGUAAGAAGCUAACAGUAAUCACAUUUAAUCACUUUAGAUUUGAUGCUGGACUUUAGAGUCAAUAAAAGAUGUAAACGCUGAAAUCAUCUCUUUAUUGAUCUCAUGAUUUUUGUUAGCAUGAAGAGAUUUUGUUGAUCAAACACAUGAAAUAAACUCACUGAUCAGUUUGAACUUUA
Messenger RNA from Notolabrus celidotus (New Zealand spotty), 5918 nucleotides. RefSeq names its product acetyl-coenzyme A synthetase 2-like, mitochondrial. Gene Ontology annotation, molecular function: AMP binding; acetyl-CoA synthetase activity. Bases 15 to 2063 code for a protein of 682 amino acids. The record is from RefSeq and is a predicted model, not a curated record. The transcript has 14 exons. Gene Ontology annotation, cellular component: mitochondrion. NCBI's taxonomy places the organism in Eukaryota, Metazoa, Chordata, Actinopteri, Labriformes, Labridae.